UUUGUCCUGAUUCCUCUGGUUUUUCUUUUUAAAAAAUUCAUGUUAAAGCACUGGAACAUUGCUUGCAUUUCACUUUUUGUGUUUAUUCCCUUAAUGAAGCCUCGAGUUUUCUUUUUGGCCAAAACACACAUAAACUUUGUUGCUGAGUUAGGUGAAAGUUUGGAUGUCUUUUUCUGGGAACGUCUCUGCUUAAAAGUUACUUAUUGUCAAUCUUGUUGAAUCACUCCUAACUUCUUGCUAACUAUCAAUUGAUUUUAAUUUUCUUUUCGUGUGGUUAUGAUGAGUUUUAGAUAAUAACUGAUGAAGAGAUGUUUAAAACUCCAAAUAGUGACCAGAGCAUUACACAGGUGACAUUUUUUGAAAGAAUGAAGCAGAUUGUUGGUGCAAUCCUUGGAGAGGUUUCCUAUAAGUUUCAAACCGUUGCUUUGUGAUUUAGGUAAGUCUUAGUGCUCUGGGAGAACCAUAUUGUUAACAUUUCAAGAAAGAAGAGAGAAAAAUGGGCUGUGUUUCUUCUUGCUUUCAAGUUGAAGACUAUGAGGAGGAUCACACUAAUCCAAGUAGUUCUGUAAAUAGAAACUGUCCAUGCCCGAGAUGUCUUGUUAAUAACUUACUUAACCUGUAUAUCUCUUUGUUUAGAAGAGGCGAAACCCCACGCUCUCUCCCAUCCUCUUUACAAGCUACUACUGUAUCCAUAACUUCCUAUGAUAACUUUAUGUCCUCUACUCCAUGGCCUCUGCCUUAUGAUUCUGAUCCAGGAUACUUUCAUUCACGGCGUGAUUCUCUUGUCUCAAGACGUGAUAAGGGUUCUAGUCAUUCACAUGAGGAAGCUGAGCCCUUGAGAAGUGAUGCUGAUGAUGAGGAUUCUGAGUCUUUCCUAGUGGAAAGAAGCAGAUGGGCUAAUAAGCUUACUAUCUCCGGUGAAGAUUCCAGAGAAGACUUCUCUAAAUCCACUAGGAGAAUUCUUAAGUCAAAGACAAUUAUGGAAGCGGGUAGUAACCAAGGCGUGUACGAUGAUGAUGAAGACGUUUGUCCAACGUGUCUUGAAGAAUACACAUCAGAGAACCCGAAGAUUGUUACAAAGUGUUGUCACCAUUACCACCUCAGCUGCAUUUAUGAAUGGAUGGAGAGAAGCCAAGACUGUCCUGUUUGUGGAAAGGUGAUGGAGUUCAACGAAUCACCGUGACUUAUAAUUAUGGAGUUAUGAAGAAACCCUCGCAACAACAGAAAACACACACAAUAAUCUGAUGUUUUUCACAGUGUGCCUCUGGUGCAGUGUUGUGUCCAAGGCAUUAAACUUUUUUACAUUAUCUUGUAACAGUGUGAUGUUUAUAAAUUUGGCAUAGAGGUUUACGUUGGCUCAA
Messenger RNA from Brassica napus (rape), 1361 nucleotides. Its product is annotated as E3 ubiquitin-protein ligase At3g02290-like. Gene Ontology annotation, molecular function: ubiquitin-protein transferase activity. The transcript has 4 exons. The record is from RefSeq and is a predicted model, not a curated record. Lineage: Eukaryota; Viridiplantae; Streptophyta; Magnoliopsida; Brassicales; Brassicaceae. Bases 497 to 1183 code for a protein of 228 amino acids.